UUUAGGGGGGAUACUAGAAGUUCGCACUUUUGCAUGGACAUUGGAAGUUGCAAGUAGAAGAUCGCGCUUUUAGACUGCCACAAGAAGUUUGCACAUUUGGAGGGGUACCGGAAGUGAUUUCUUCAUUGGUUUAUUGACUUGCUACUUCAUUCCCUCUCUUAUCUUACCAUGGAUCAAGCCUUUGAUAACCUCUUAGCAACAUUCUAGCAAGAUUAUGACCAUCCUCAAGCACCGGAAAUGUACAAGGUAAAGUUCACACAUUUCAGGUCCAACUGGAAGUGACAAAGCAAAGUUCACACAUUUGGAGCCCAACUGGAAGUUCGCUGAUUUUAGGUUCAACUGGAAGUGAUCUCAAAUGUCAACUUUACUAGCUUAAUCACUUUGCCUUGAGCCAUUUCAUGAUGAUUUGAACUCCAGCCUACCCUUCUUCCAAGCAUUGACUCUAAAACGAUUUGUCUUAGCCAAAUUUAGCACUUUAUACCUGAUUCAGCAAGUAGAUGAUGAUCAAAUCAGAGUUAUAGGACUCGCAGAGUUUGGCCCAGACUCGGUGAUUCCUGAGGCGGGUGACCUCUGCUGAGGCCAGAGGACCCUGUAUUCGGACUCGGCUGAGUCUGGUCGGGUCUGUGCAAACUCGCGAGUCUGUCAGACUUGGCAGACUUGGCGAGUUCUGAGCCCCAGACUCUGCCGCCCAGCAAGUAAGAAAAGGGCAAAAAAAAAUUAAAAAGUUAGUGUUUAAAGUGAAAGAGAAGGUCAAUAUAUUUUCUCUCCUACCCUAAAAAAUCUUUUUUUUGUUUGCAAACACAAGGAGGAGAGAAAAAGAGGGUUUUGAGCCAAAAAAUAGAGGCACUGAAGAGCAGACCAGCAGAUAUAUUGAAGAGGAGAUUGCAAUUGUUGAUUGUUUGUGCAAGGUAGUAGCUUGCAUUCAAGCAUUUAAAGGUGUUAAAGAAGGAUUCAGAAAAGGUUUUUAGCAAAUUUAACGAGACAGCCAGCAGUAAUGCCAGAAGAGUUUGCCAGAGCUAACAAAGAGUUCAAAAAGUUGGAAGAUUGCAUUUCUUUGAUCAAAAAUUUGAGGGUAAAGAAGAAGGAGAUUGAUGGUUUGAGAGUAAUGGCAAGUGACUCUCUUGAAGAAAAAGAAAUGCGUGAUCUAGCAGUUGCAGAACUUCCAGUGAUGUUAGAAGAGGAAAGAAAUCUUCAGUAUAAGCUGCUUCAGUGUUUGCUUCCAAAAGAUGAUGCAGAUGGAAGAGAUUGCAUCCUGGAGGUCAGAGCAGGCACGGGAGGGGAGGAAGCAUCAUUGUUUGCUAUGGAUUUAUUUAAAAUGUAUGAACGAUAUGCCCAGAAAAGGCGAUGGAAGUUUGAAGUUGUUGAUGUGACUGAGUCAGAUCUUCGAGGGUACAAGGAAGCAUGUGCAGCAAUAUCUGGGGCUGGAGUUUAUGGAAAACUCAAAUUUGAAAGUGGAGUGCACCGUGUCCAGCGCAUUCCAGUGACAGAAAAAGCAGGUCGUAUCCACACUAGUGCUGCAUCUGUUGCCAUUCUCCCUCAGGCUGAUGAUGUGGAUGUAAAAUUGCGCCAUGAGGACUUGAGAAUCGAUACUUUUCGAUCAGGUGGGGCAGGUGGCCAAAGUGUAAAUACAACAAGCAGUGCUGUUCGGGUGACUCACAUUCCUACAGGUAUUGUGAUAAGUAUUCAAGAUGAGCGGUCUCAACACCAGAACAAAGCUAAAGCAUUGAAAGUUUUAUGUGCAAAAUUGUAUGAACGGGAAAGACAGAGACUUCAUGCAAGCCGGUCUAAGCUCCGAUCAGAUCAAAUUGGUAGUGGAGACAGGUCAGAAAGAAUUCGAACAUAUAAUUUUCCUCAGGGCCGUGUAACAGAUCACCGGGUUGGGAUAACUCUUCAUUCUAUUGAAGAUAUUAUGCUGGGUGAAGGCUUGGAUGAUUUUGUUGAUGCUCUUGUGUUGAAACUGGAAAUGGAUGCAAUUGCAUCUUUUACUGAUACCUCUUGACACAAACAGUAAAUUCUUCUCAGAUAUUGCAUCACCAAGCUACAAUCAUCAAUAGAUUCAGCAAUAUUUUGAGGAUCAAAUCAAUUGCUUGGCACUGGCUUGUACAAUGCUGUAUUUUCAAUUUUUUGUAGCAUUUACCGUAUCACUAAAUAUUUCCUCUUUAAUGAGUUAGCUUUUGAUUU
Molecule: messenger RNA, 2181 nt
Organism: Cryptomeria japonica (Japanese cedar)
Lineage: Eukaryota; Viridiplantae; Streptophyta; Pinopsida; Cupressales; Cupressaceae
Product: peptide chain release factor 1, mitochondrial
Exons: 10
Coding region: 995-1999 (334 amino acids)
Biological process (GO): translational termination
Molecular function (GO): translation release factor activity, codon specific
Source: RefSeq, a predicted model, not a curated record